UAAUUAUCUUUAUAAAAAAUAUAAUGAAGAUACAUGUAAUAUCUAUGAUAAUAAUGAAGAAAAAUCAUUUUUUUUAAAAAAACACAUUCUAAAAGAGACACAAAUGACUAUAAAACAAAAUGAACAAACAAACAAUCUUAUAGAACAAAAUAAUAAUAAUAAUAAUAAUAAUAUUAUGGGUCGACAUAUAAAUUAUAAUAUGGGCUGGGCACAAAACAUGGAACCUUAUAAAGAUAUAUUACAAAGAAAUGAACAGAAUUAUAUAAAUAAUACAGAUAAAAAGAUAGAAAAAAUGAAUGAUAUAAAUAAUAUACAUAUAAAUAAUAAUGCCUCUGUUUUUACUAAUAUGGAUAUACAUAAAAUUUAUUUAGAAAAUUAUAAUAAACAACUAAAAGAUGAUAAAGAAUAUAUGCAAAAAAAUAAUAAUAAUUUAUCUUCUAUAAUAUCUUAUGAACAAAAAGUUUUUAAUCACAAUAAUGAUGUGAUUAAAAUAGAUUCUUCAGAUGUAGCAUAUAAUAAAACACAACCUUUAUAUGAUAAUCUAAAUAAACAGGAGGAAUCCAUAUCCUCAAAUAUAUGUACAUCUAUUAUUAAUUUUAAUAAUGAUAAUAAAAAAAUAAAAGAACUAGAUAAUAUAGAGCCCACAAUAAAUAAUUUAGAAAGUAGUACAAAAAAAAAAAAAAUUAUUAGUAUGAAUAAAGAAAAUGACACCCUUGAAAUGAAUGAAAUGGAUGAAAUGAAUGAUAAUCAAAAUAAUGACAAUAAUAAUAAUAACAAUAAUAAUAGUAAUAAUAAUAAUAAUAAUAAUAAUAAUAAUAGUAAUAACAGUGGUGAUAAUAAUUAUUUUAACAUAUCUGAUGAAGAAAAUGAUUUUUUUCAUUCUUUUAUUUAUUUUAAUAAUUCUAGAACUUGUCAAAAUAACAAGACAUAUGAUACAAACCAUUGUAUCUACAAUCAUUGUUAUAAUAAUAUAAAUAAUGAUAAUGUGUGUAAAGAAAAUCUUUAUAGUGAUGAAAAAACAAAAGAUCUAAUGUGUGUAUUAAAAAAUAAGGUUUCAAAAAAAAAUAUUCCAGAUGAUGAGAAGAUGAAACAAUUUUUUUUUUUUUAUGAACAUAUGAAUAAUAAAAAUGUAGGAGACAAAUACGAAAAAGAUAAUAAAAAAAAACAUAUUCAUAUGAAUAAGAUACAACAAAAUGUUUAUUAUAAUAAGGAGAAGCAAAAAGAAAAUGGAUCGGCAUAUAAUAAUAAUGUGAUGAAUGACAAAAGAAAUAAAAUGGAUUCUUCAUAUGUAGCACCAAAUAUAUUUUUGAGAUAUAAAAAUGGUAAUAUUAAUAGGAAUGAUUAUGUGGAUGGUCAUAUGAAUGGUCAUAUGAAUGGUUAUGUGAAUGAUCAUAUGAAUGGUCAUGUGAAUGGUCAUAUGAAUGAUCAUAUGAAUGGUCAUAUGAAUGGCCACAUGAAUGAUGAUAUACCUUUUUAUAACAAUAUACAUGUUAAUAAGAUGCUGCAAAAAUAUUUAGAGCCACAAAAAAAGAGUGCAAAUAUUUUCGAAUCCCUUAAUUCUUUUAUAUACAACUUUAAGAAUAACGAAAAAAUUCACAACAUAAAAAAAAAAAAUAACAACAAUAUAAAUAUUAAUAGUAUUUAUAAUCUGCUUGAUCAGUAUGAUCAUGAGGAUGAGAUGGAGUUAAAUAAAUUGGAUAUUCAUAAAAAGAUAGAUAAUAAUAUAAAUAAAAUAAUUAACGAUACAGAUAAUAUUAAUGAAUUCAAAAAAGAUGAUCAUAAUAAACAUGUUGAUAAUAUAAAAAUAAAUAAUAUGAUACAUGAAAAAGAUAUUUACGAUGAUUUGAAUAAUUAUAAAAAAUAUAAUAAAAAAGAAACCAUGAGAAAAAACGAUGAAAGCAUUAACCUUAUUUCAUCUAAUGAUCAAAAUAAAAAUAACAUCAACCAUAUAAAAAAUAAUAAAUGUUAUUAUUAUAUGAUGGAUCCUUUUGUGUCUACAUAUACAAAAAAUGAUACCAUGAAAAAGGAAAAAAUGAUCCAUCCUCAAAUAAAUAAUAACAUGCAAGAUAACAAAAUAAAUAAUAAUGAAGAACAAAAAAUUGAUCUUAAUAAGGUAGAUGAAGAUAAUAUUAUUUUAACCAUUAUAUGGAAUAUAAAUAAUAUUUCUCUCUUAACGUGUAGUAACAAUAAUUUUGUUGUCUCACCAGAAUUUAAGACACAGACAAAAAUGAAGGAAUUCUUCAUACUAUUUAAUAUGAACAAUAAAAAUAAUGAGGACACCAAAAAAUGUGAUGACACCAAAAAUAAUGAGGACACCAAAAAAUGUGAUGACACCAAAAAAUGUGAGGACACCAAAAAAUGUGAAGACAACAAAAAAAGUGAUGACACCAAAAAAUGUGAUGACACCAAAAAAUGUGAAGACAACAAAAAAUGUGAUGACUCCAAAAAAUGUGAUGACAACAAAAAAUGUGAUGACAACAAAAAAUGUGAUUACACCAAAAAAUAUGAUGACAAUAAAAACAUUUUGGACACCAAAA
Plasmodium gaboni is the source of this 2537-nucleotide messenger RNA. Lineage: Eukaryota; Apicomplexa; Aconoidasida; Haemosporida; Plasmodiidae. The record is from the annotation of a RefSeq genome assembly.